AUGGCAAUGGAGAUUCUACCUACAACUGAUUUCCAUGGCACACAUCAUGUUGGCACAUCACAGGAUGAGACUCCAUUUGAUAAGCUCGUGGCCUCCUUGGCAGAGACUUUGAGCACAUCGUCUGGCCUAACGUUAGACGAUGUUAAUGUGGCUUCACUGAUGCGUUCAAUGAAGCUCUACAACAGUCAGGAGUGUGACUGGGCAAAGUAUGCCUUUGGCAACAAUGCUGUGGAUUAUACAAGGAACCUGAUCGACGAAGGGAAUGGUAAGAGCAAUCUGCUCGUGCUCGUAUGGUGUCCUGGUAGGGGCAGCCCUGUACAUGAUCAUGGUAACGCCCACUGUUUGAUGAAGAUUCUCAAAGGCAACUUGACAGAGACGCGGUAUGCGUUUCCACAACAAGGACAAAGUCAGCCAUUGAAUAUAAUCUCGGAGAGGACCCACGCGGAGAACGAUGUCGCAUACAUGGCCGAUGAUCUUGGGUUACAUCGCAUGUCGAAUAAAGGCAGCGACUUUGCUGUAUCCCUUCACUUAUACACUCCUCCACACGUAGCCAGGAAAGAGUUUUAG
Diaporthe citri is the source of this 567-nucleotide messenger RNA. RefSeq lists its product as uncharacterized. Gene Ontology annotation, biological process: L-cysteine catabolic process. NCBI's taxonomy places the organism in Eukaryota, Fungi, Ascomycota, Sordariomycetes, Diaporthales, Diaporthaceae. The record is from RefSeq and is a predicted model, not a curated record. Gene Ontology annotation, molecular function: ferrous iron binding; cysteine dioxygenase activity. Bases 1 to 567 code for a protein of 188 amino acids. The transcript has 4 exons.